GAGAGGGAAGGGAAAGGAAUAUCUUCUCCCAUUCCAUCAGAGGAUCGGAAUACAAAUUCACGGCGCUUACACAUUCCAUUCCCAUUUCCAAGGGAGAAAUCCUACAACACUCCUUCACCACCAUCACAUAUCAUAGAAGAAGAAGAAGAAGAAGAAGAAGAAGAGUCAAACGGUUCUUCUAGGGUUUAUCCCCCGCGAUUUCGAAGCUUUUGAUUUCGGUCGUAAGACGGUCGGCCGUGCAAUUUGUAGAUGGAGGGAGUGAGCAAUGGGGGGAUGCUCUACCACGAGGUUCAGGAGUCGAAGCUCUGCGCCGUCCACUGCGUCAACACCGUCCUGCAGGGCCCUUUCUUCUCCGAGUUUGAUUUGGCCGCCCUCGCCUCUGAUCUUGACCGCCGGGAGCGCCAGAUGAUGAUGGAAGGCGUUGGCGGCGGUGGAGGGGGAGGAGGCCACGUCGCCGCCGGCGGGGACUUCCUCUCCCAGGAUUCCCACAAUGUCUCCCUCGACGGCGAUUUCAGUAUCCAGGUUUUGCAGAAGGCUUUAGAGGUUUGGGAUCUGCAGGUCAUCCCCCUAAACUCCCCAGCAGCAGAACCAGCUCAGUUUGAUCCCGAGCGUGAGAAUGCAUUUAUUUGCCACUUGCAAGACCAUUGGUUCUGCAUUCGGAAAGUGAAUGGGGAGUGGUACAAUUUUGAUAGCCUGUAUGCUGCCCCACAGCACCUCUCGAGGUUCUAUCUCUCAGCCUAUCUUGACUCCCUAAAAGGCUUUGGGUGGAGCAUUUUCAUUGUCAGGGGAAACUUCCCAAAAGAGUGUCCCAUAUCCUCUGCAGAAGCUCCCAGCAGUUAUGGUCAGUGGCUUUCGCCCGAGGAUGCAGAGCGAAUAUCCAAGUCAUGUAAUGAAACGUGGGAUCCAGCUCGAAGGAUUGAUCAGACUGAUCAAAUGGUUUCUGAAAUUGAAGAUGCAGAUCUCAAGGCUGCCAUAGCUGCCAGCUUGAUGGAUGCUACCCCGAGUAAGGCCAGUGUUGAUGCUACCCCUAGUAAGGCGGCUAAGGCCAGUGUUGAUGCUACCCCGAGUAAGGCCAGUGGUGAUGCUACCCCGAGUAAGGUCAGUGUUGAUGCUACCCCGAGUAAGGCCAUUGGUGAUGCUACCCCGAGUAAGGCCAGUGGUGAUGCUACCCCGAGUAAGGCCAGUGGUGAUGCUACCCCGAGUAAGGCCAGUGGUGAUGCUACCCCGAGUAAGGCCAGUGGUGAUGCUACCCCGAGUAAGGCCAGUGGUGAUGCUACCCCGAGUACGGCCAGUGGUGAUGCUACCCCGAGUAAGGCCAUUGGUGAUGCUACCCCGAGUAAGGCCAUUGGUGAUGCUACCCCGAGUAAGGCCAGUGGUGAUGCCGUAAACAGUCAAGAGGAAAGCCCAGACAGAGAAGAGAAAAAAUGACCUUGGAAUUUUAUCUUAGUUUUGGUUGAGAAAUCUAUGAAAGCUCCGUAUCCCAUGAUAGUGCAAUUAGUUGUAUGGUGUAAUCAGCUUUUUGACCGUUGGAUUAUCAAAAAAUUAUUUCUUUAUUAGUCAAUAAUUGUAAUCCAACGGUUCAAAAAUUGAUUGCAUAGGAAAGUGAUUGCACCAUAGAAUGUCCCCCCGAUGUAGCUUCAAGGAAUUGAUUCGACGGACAGAAUCCAUACUCUGCAUGAAUUUCGGCAGGUUUUCAUUUUCUUUGGCAUUUCGCUGAACAUAUAUUAACUCAUGUUCCGGCGAAUUCUUCCAGUUUCUGCAAUUCUAUGAGCUUUACUUCUA
This is a messenger RNA of Punica granatum (pomegranate), 1782 nucleotides long. The record is from RefSeq and is a predicted model, not a curated record. Lineage: Eukaryota; Viridiplantae; Streptophyta; Magnoliopsida; Myrtales; Lythraceae.